Molecule: messenger RNA, 988 nt
Organism: Eutrema salsugineum
Lineage: Eukaryota; Viridiplantae; Streptophyta; Magnoliopsida; Brassicales; Brassicaceae
Product: protein EMBRYO DEFECTIVE 1674
Source: RefSeq, a predicted model, not a curated record
ACAAUUUCUCAGUGAGACCAUAGAAACGUUGUGGUGAUGACGAAGUCAAAAUCCCAGUCCCUCUCAGCACGCCGUUCCUCGCCGCGUACUCGCUCCGGUGCUAUGCCUGAACCUAUUUCCUCGCCGCGUACUUCCUCAAGAUUUGUCCCGAAACUAAAUUCCUCUCCCAGAACCAACGAGAUUUCUCGAACGCCAUUUUCCUUCGGUGCCGUCACUCCCAUCGCCGGAAAGCUAAAAUCAGUCUCGUUAUCCGAUUGGUGGCUGACGAAGAAGACAAACCAAAAGGGUUUGUGUGUUACAGGAUUCGAAUUGAAAGGUGGAUCUGAAGCGAGGCUAUUUUCAUCAGGAGCAAUCUCGAGAAGACAUGAUAGUAUCACGCUCGAGACGUUUGAUGGGCUUACAGUUUGUAUCAGUGGAUUCAUCAAUCGAUCUCGUACUUUACAGAACGGAUUCUCCUCUGAAGUUUGCAAUCGAUUUCUCUUAGGGUUUCCGUAUAACUGGGAAGAUAAUCACGAUGAAGAAGCAGAGAAGAAGAAGCAAUUCAGGAGAGAGGAAUGUCUACUGAAUUAGCAGCUUCAAAAUUUUCCGUUAUUUCCUCUGACUCCAUGCUUCAAAAGUGUGAUCUUGGAUAAUGUUGUUGACAGUUUAAGAGCUAGUACUGAGACAGACAAGAAAUGUGGGAAAUCAAGAAUGGAUGAUGAUGAUGAUGAUGAGUGUUUGGUUCCAAGAGUUGUGGUAGUGAAGACUAGAGGCAUGCUUAGACGAAGAGAAGAGAAUGAAACUAGAGUCCACACAACGUACAAGAAGAAAGAGAUUAAGUUUAAGAGAAGGAUAAAGCUAAGAAAUUUCUACUGAAUUAACCUCAGCAACAUUGUUAUUUUGACUCAACUUAACCAAUUGUAUAACCUUGAACUUCUAGUUCUUGUUGUUGCUUUUUGUAAUGUCUGUUUUUGGACACAACAGAAAAAAUGGAACAUAUUUUGGAAUG